CCCCUCUUCAUCAUUUUCCCAUCGAUUUUCCCAGCAACCAAACAAAACCUUCCAUUGUCUUCUAGAACUAUCCAAGCACACUGGUAUUAAUCAAUGGCUCGUACAAAGCAAACAGCCAGGAAAUCAACCGGUGGAAAAGCUCCACGUAAGCAAUUGGCGACCAAAGCCGCGAGGAAAUCAGCUCCAGCCACCGGAGGAGUGAAGAAGCCUCACCGUUUCAGGCCAGGAACAGUGGCGUUGAGAGAAAUCAGGAAGUACCAGAAGAGUACCGAGCUUUUGAUCCGUAAACUUCCGUUCCAAAGGCUAGUGAGGGAAAUCGCUCAAGAUUUCAAGACGGAUCUGAGAUUCCAAAGUAGUGCGGUGGCGGCUUUACAAGAAGCGGCGGAAGCGUAUCUGGUUGGCCUGUUUGAGGAUACUAAUCUCUGUGCUAUUCAUGCCAAGAGGGUUACUAUUAUGCCUAAAGAUAUUCAACUGGCUCGGAGGAUUAGAGGAGAGAGAGCUUAAAUGAUGUAUAUGAUGAUUUGCUUUGAAUGCUUUAUGCUUUUAGAAUCUGUGUUGUUAGGUUUUCUCUAGAUGUAGAUCUCUCAGUUUAGUGGCUUGUGUUCAGUGAUUGAUGAAAUGAAAGUUUGGAAAGAUCUAAUUAGGAGUA
Messenger RNA from Gossypium raimondii (Peruvian cotton), 649 nucleotides. Its product is annotated as histone H3.2. Gene Ontology annotation, molecular function: structural constituent of chromatin; protein heterodimerization activity; DNA binding. Lineage: Eukaryota; Viridiplantae; Streptophyta; Magnoliopsida; Malvales; Malvaceae. Gene Ontology annotation, cellular component: nucleosome. Bases 94 to 504 code for a protein of 136 amino acids. The transcript has a single exon. The record is from RefSeq and is a predicted model, not a curated record.